Westerdykella ornata is the source of this 1041-nucleotide messenger RNA. RefSeq lists its product as uncharacterized. The coding region runs from base 433 to 981 and encodes 182 amino acids. The record is from RefSeq and is a predicted model, not a curated record. The transcript has a single exon. NCBI's taxonomy places the organism in Eukaryota, Fungi, Ascomycota, Dothideomycetes, Pleosporales, Sporormiaceae.
CUUCACCGUUUCACUUCCACAUUUGAGAAUCAUAAUAUUGCAGAUCAUCUCCCGCUGCUUUUUGACUCCCUCACGCCAUAUGCUUGGACAAUGAUAAUAUGUCCUAGACCACCGUUGCGGCGCUCGAGCAUGAAGUCUAACAACCAUGUCUUCAAAUCCCUGCCCUAUGCAGUGCUCUGAAAGAUGUCUUGCCAGCUGACGUAGACAUGCUCUCCUGAAUCAUCCGCCUUGCUGAGCUACUCUCCGCCGAUAGAAGGCUAGGCUGUAAUACAUGAUCCGGCUGUCUCGGUGCACCCCAUACACGGUGAGGAACCCUAGUUUCAGUAUACGCACCUUGCGACAUAUGUAUAAAAGCGGGCAGUGAGCCCUUUGCACAUUUUUCUUGUGUCAAAGUCAACAACUCCUAACAGCACUUUGUCAAUUGAAGCAUUCAUGGCAGAGGACAACCCGACAUCUCCUAAGAAGCGCAAGCGCGACAACAAGGACAGGGACAAACCGGGUACGCUCAAAAUCCAGUCUAAGAGACGUUCAUUGCGUCAAAAUACGGAAUUGCCCUGCAUCAAAGAGACAGCCCAGCUCGACGUAGUGAACUCCCCACAACUUGAGCAGGAAACGAUGGACCUGAAGCAGCCACCUCGCUCCCCAUCACCUGAACCGAAGUCUGGAAUGGGUAUGCCCAACGACGGUGAUGGUGGUCCAAGUUCCGCUCAAGACCAACCGUCAUCUUCCGAGCCUCAGUCUCCAUCUGCGUCCGAAUGUACAAGCUCGGACGAUCUGCCGCUAGGGAUCGCUCCAACAGUAACAUCCAGCCACUUGACCGUGGAAAGCGCAUCCCGAAGCAGGAGGCCGUCUGUGAUCGGCAGUAAUGUCGGCUCAAUGUCACCCCCGCGCUCAAGUCGGUACUCGAAGCGCCAGGAAAGCAAGAGGCGCGAUCGGGAGAAGGAGAGACGGCGAGCGGGGAGAGCGCGAGCCCGGCGUUGAAGGGUGCUUUGUGACUGGUGCCUUUUCAUCUCCUCUUAGCCGUGACGGUGUAGAUAGUGC